GCAUCUCGUAAUAUUUUUAGUGAUUAUAUUUCGAGAAAUACGACGAAAGUUACUAUAAAAUGUGAGUGUAUUUUAUUCAUUAGCAAGUAACAUUGCUGUAGUGUUUAUUAUGUGAUUUUCGAGUGCGAUGAUCAUGAUUUCGUGGAAACGUAUAAUAUUUGCCUUGUUCUUUGUUACUGUUCAUAUAGUGUAUAAUUAAUCGCGUGUGAUUAAUAUCAUGAAUACUAUACAAAAUAUCGCCCGAUUUAAGUGUACUAUUCUGCUAAUUAAUGCAUAUAUGAUUGUAAUUAACUAUAUUGCCGCGAGUGUCAUGUGAAUGCAAUCAAUGAAGAAGCAGCAAAAAACAAGAGUGAAGCAGGAGGCUUGGAAAGACAUCGAAUAACAAUGUCUAUAAGACCACAACCGUAUCGCAAAAAGAUCAAGCGGACGUUAUUGUAUCGUAUGCAGCCUAUUCCUGAGAAUAAACCGACCGCAUCCACUUCCACAGACACGCGAGCAUCUAAGAAUAAUGUACAGAUGCGAGGGAAAUCGAUGCAGAUAACGGACGGGAGAGACGAAGACGAGGAAGACGAUGACAAUACUUGCUGCAAUCGUGCGACCUUUUGCAGCCCGAUGUUACGGGAAAUCCUCGUAACCGACGUGAUAUCCGCGUGUUUGGAUGUGCAACUAACAUGGGCGGAUCUCUUCUGGCUGGCGACCAUAACCGGCAUGACUUUACUGGCCUGGGCUGUUCUGUAUUUUCUGCUGGGCGACGUGGUGUUACCAGGUGGCAGCGUUUUCGGUCUUCUGCUUCUCGUCGUUUUCUCCUAUAUACUUGGCUGGACCCUCACCUACAUUCCUCGGUUGCAUCUACCGCCCAUCUUCGGCAUGCUCCUAGCCGGUAUAAUAUUACGCAACACCGACGUCUAUAAUAUACAUGACGAACUUGGACCGGGCACAACCUCCAAGAUCAGGACCUUCUGUCUGACUUUCAUUAUGGUACGUGCCGGUCUGCAGCUGACGACGACCGCGUUGAGAGCGCAUCCUGUAUUCGUGAUGAUCCUCGCGCUUGUACCAUGCACUAUCGAGAUGCUGACGAUCACUGUCUCAUGUAGAUAUCUUCUUGAAUUUCCAUGGAAUUGGUCUUUCAUGACAGGGACAAUCAUGGCCUGCAUGUCCUCUGGUGUAAUGGUCAACUGCAUGCUCAUUCUAGCUGAACAAGGUUACGGAGAAGAUAAAGGUUUCACCAGCUUAUUAUGCACGGCAGCGUCUAUCGACGUCGUCCACAUUGUAUCUCUGUUUUCCAUCUGCUUCUCUUUCGUUUUUAGCAACGAUGACAGGAGAACAGAAUGGUGGUCCUAUAUCCCCGGCGGGAUUCGAGAUUUUCUUUUAGGACUUAUAGUGGGAAUUAUCUUGGGUUUUGCCCUGGCCUUUUUCCCUCAUCGCAAUCACAAACACGCAAUGUGGUAUCGCAUCUGUGGUUUGACUCUCGCAUCUUUGAUGUGCACCACAGCAGCAUCGAGACUGGCGAUUACAGGUGGAGGAUACCUCGCUACCAUCAUAUUAUCGUUUAUAGCAAUUCACGGAUGGCGACUCUUGACGGUUUCGUAUGAUACGUCGCCUUUCCAUAAAGCGUUUUAUUUUUUGUGGCAUUUAGUGCAACCGAUUUUAGGGGGCGUGAUCGGUGCCGAUAUCGAUUUUAGAAACUGGACUAAAUCAAGAUUCAAACUCUACCUCGGCUGUGUACUCAUAGGUAUAUUCGUGCGUAGUAGUACCGCCUUUCUAACGACGCUUAGAAUGCCUUUUACGUGGAAAGAACGACUUUUCGUCGCUAUAUCUUGGCUACCGAAGGGAACUUUACAGGCAGCGCUAGCACCGAUGGCAUUCGAACGCGCUAGAAAGGAGGACGACCCAACGAAAAUCGAAUUAGCUCUCGAUGUAGUAAGGAUUUCCGUAAUCGCCAUAGUACUUCUGGCCCCGCUUGGCACGAUCGGCAUGAUGACUUGCGGCCCCUUUUUCCUCAACAAGAUCAGUAUCGAGGAACAGCAAAGGGAGCGUGAAUUGAGCUAUGCGCGUCUGAUUGCUUUGCAACCUGUUAGAACGCGAAAGCAAAGAAAGAAACUUGCCAACGAUUCUAUUAACACUCUUCCGAUAGAAUCGAUACCGUAGGAUUAAAUGCGAAUGAUUUAUUUAAAUAUAUCGAUUUUCUACCUUUUGACAAGGCGCGCUCGCUCCUUCAUUUCUUGCGAGAAAAUUGUUGGG
Molecule: messenger RNA, 2241 nt
Organism: Camponotus floridanus (Florida carpenter ant)
Lineage: Eukaryota; Metazoa; Arthropoda; Insecta; Hymenoptera; Formicidae
Product: sodium/hydrogen exchanger 9B1-like
Exons: 9
Coding region: 385-2148 (587 amino acids)
Biological process (GO): proton transmembrane transport
Cellular component (GO): membrane
Molecular function (GO): antiporter activity
Source: RefSeq, a predicted model, not a curated record